AUGUAGAUUCGAUGUACUUAAGCUGAUCAUCGAAAUCAAUAAAUACUAGGGAUUUGCAUAGAUAGUGUAUGCCCAAAUUAAAGACCCUAUUGUAAUUUUUGUUUGCCUCGCCAUAAUCAACAUCUUGAAAAGUUAACAUCUUUCGAACUUUUAUCUGAAUGGAUUAAGGAAAGAAUUCUUUAAGUUCAGAUCAUUUAAAAUAGUGUUUAUGAGUGUAAAAUUGCCCUUGAUCGUUUAAUUAAUUUGUUCAUUCCUUAUAAUAACUUAGCUGUUUCAUAAUUCCCAGAAUUAGGAGUAUCACAGAUUGACUAAUUAAUAAAAGGUUUAUGUUUAUAAGAUUGCGAAAAAUAGUUAUUUAAAUAAAUGAAAGAAUCAAUUGAAUAAAUAAAAUCAACUGUAAAUGAAAUUCUUAAAAAGAUAAAGAAUCAAACAAAUGUAAAGUAAGAUGAUAAUGUAUAAAAUCCAAACUUGAUUUUCUAAUAACCAAAACAUCAACCUGAAUUAAAGCCAAAUCUAAACCCAUUCACCUUUGAAAUCAUGAAUUAAAAUUCAAUUAAGUAAAAUGAAAGGUGUUAUGCUAUUGCUUUUAAUAAUGAUUGCUCAAUGGUGAUAGCUGGAUGUCAUAAGAAUAUUAAAGUAUUUCAAAAUAUAUAAGGGAAACUGGAUUAAAUACAAAUACUAAGUGAACAUAAAGAUUAUGUAAAUACUUUGAAUUUCAUGAAAAAUACAAAUAAUUUUGUAUCUGGAAGUGAUGAUAAGUCAAUUAUAAUAUGGUAAGAGAUAGGAAAUAGUUAAUGGAAAUGUUAAUAAAUAUUGAAUGGACAUUCACAUUUUAUAUAUUGUUUAUAAUUAAAUAAUACUGAUGAUCUAAUUAUCUCAGGUAGUAAUGAUAAAACAAUAAAAUUUUGGAUGAAAUAGGAUAAAUGGAUGUGUUAAUAAACCAUAACAGAUCAUACUAGUUAUGUAUAUUCAUUAAGCUUAAAUGAUCAAUAAAAUAAAUUGAUAUCUUGUUCAUGGGAUUCAUAAAUAUUAGUAAUAGAAUAAUAAAAGUUGGAUAAUAAAUGGAAUGUUACAUAAAAGAUAAUAGUAGAUAAAUGGGGUCUAAGAUUAUGUUUUAUUAGUGAUAAUUAAUUUAUAUUCUAACCAAGAUGUUAAGAAUAUAUUGAUAUAUAUGAGAUGGAUAUUAAUACUAAAUAGUAUAGCAAGACUAAGCAAAUUGCUGUAAAGUGUGGUUUAAGAGAUGAAAAUAUUUUCUUUCCAUAAUAAUACUUAAAGUCUAAAUGUAUUCUAGUGAAUAAGAAUGGCAGUAAUGUUAAUUUAAUGAGGAAGAAAGAAAAUGAUGACUUUAUCAUUUAAUAAUCUAUUGAAUUUAGUACUUAUCUUAUUUUUGGAUAAUUAAGUCAUGAUGGAGAGUAUUUGAUCACUUGGGAUAAUACAUCAAAGGAGAUAUAAAUAAGAAAAUUUAGAUAAUUAUGA
Messenger RNA from Paramecium pentaurelia, 1476 nucleotides. The record is from the annotation of a GenBank genome assembly. NCBI's taxonomy places the organism in Eukaryota, Ciliophora, Oligohymenophorea, Peniculida, Parameciidae.